AUGACGACCGGGAGGUCCGCAACGGCUGCGGGGACAAGACCGUUGAGGCUGCCAGCCCGUCUAAGCGGCGGUGCGGGCCUCCCCCCUCCACCCGCCCCCGCCUCCGCCCCGGAGCGGGAGGUAGAGGAGGAGGUGGAAAAGUCGGCCCUAGGCGGCGGGAGGUCCUUCCGGCGGAGGAUCCGAAAUGUGGAAAAUCGAAAAGGCUUGGAGCUAAAGGUGGUGGCCAAGACCCUUCUUCUCGGCCCCUUCCUGUUCGUCCGUAAUUCCCUGGCGCAGCUCCGGGAAGAGGUGCACGAACUGCAGGCGUGGUGGUUCCCCAGCAGAACCACUUUGGACAUCGCCGUCCUUGUGGCAUAUCUACAUUGGUUACAUUUAGUAAAACUUUGUGAAAAUUAUCGUCAUUUCUCUCACCUCUCAUCUUUGGAACGGGAGAUGACUUUUUGCACCGAAAUGGCUAGGUUUCUUCUUCUAACGAAUUAAUUUGUGGUUUAAGAAUAGCGAGACUAUGAGGUAGAGAUGUAUUAGGAAUUGAAAUGAACUUUUGGUGAACUGCACUGUUUCAUAAGCUAUAACCCAGGUUUAUUAUUUAAAUAGUAAAGUGUUUGAGAUUAUUUUUCUGUUACUUCAUUAUCUCUCACCCUUUCCUAAUGCAGACUUCUUUUUAAGAUAAUAAAGAUGAAUUAUAAUAGCUGAGAAAGGAGAAGAAUGCAAGCUCUGAAAUGACAUCCUUAAAUGCUGAUACUGGUUACAACCUCUUUACCUCUCUGAGGAAAUUGUAACAGUGUGUCUUUUAGGGUGUUUUUAUUUUACCAGCCCUUAAGAAAGAUCUCUAAUACCUUUUAAUACUUUUUUUUAUAAUUUCAAGUUGAAGUGUUUUUAAAAACACCUUGUUCUGUAAUGUUUUGAAUUUCUUGAGAUGUAUUUACCCCACUAGAUACAUAUUUGCCACUGGUUAGUUCUCCAUCUAAGCUCAAGAGGUUAUUCAUCUCUCUUUAGAUUCCAGUGGUUUUUCUUUUAACAUCCAGGUAAAAUAGAAACUGCUAUGGUAUACAACCAAAUUUUGGGGUUAAACAUAAUCAGAAAAGAAAAUCCACUUAAAUUUAUGAAGUGAGAUUUUCAGAUCCUAGAUCUUGAAUAUAGCAAAGGUCUUUUCAUCUUGAUGGCCCCAAAGCUUGUUGGUCAUAGUCUUUAUUUCUGGCCACUAUCUUCUUAAAUAAUAUAUUUUUAAGCCCUCAUUUAUUUUUGGUUUUGGAUGAGGAAAGUCAUGUUUUCUAAGUCCUCUCCCCUAAUAAAACCUACCCAACAAUAGUGCUUUGAAAAGUGGUAGUUAUCUUGAAGAUACUCUUGCCAAAUGCAAAGAUAAACAUUCUUUUUGUCUGCUUUAUAAAUAUGAAAUAUGCCAGAUCUAUAGUAUUUUAAUGUGCAUCUACUUUAAAUGAGUCAUCUUGGGGUUUUUAUAAUUCCCUUAUAAUCUUGCCCCUCUACACUUGAAAUAACAAAAUGCCUUAAUUUUAUAGAUUAGUUCUCUUAUAGUAGACAGGCAGCUAUAUGCAGCAAAACCAAUAAAGUUAUUUUUCAACUUUCAUAGUUGUAAAAUAUUUUAUAGCAAUACAAAACAGCUAAGAAAACUUGCCACAUUUUAUUUUAGCAUUUUCAAAUAAUUUGUUUUUGGUGUAAGCACAGGAUAAAAAAGGAGAGCAUCAAAGAAAAGAGACAUAACACCUAACAUUCAUAAAAAUUAACAAAGUAUAUUUUGGAUGAUAUUUUUACAGGAAAUAUUUUAAAUAAGUUGGUGGAAUUUUUAAAAUGGUACUGUAUUAGCUAAUAAAAUAUUCGGUACAAAUAUAUGUUUGGAUUUAUGCAUUAAAAAACUAAUAAAAUUAUUUCCAACUUU
This is a messenger RNA of Pan troglodytes (chimpanzee), 1894 nucleotides long. Its product is annotated as putative C-mannosyltransferase DPY19L2P1. Bases 1 to 480 code for a protein of 159 amino acids. Lineage: Eukaryota; Metazoa; Chordata; Mammalia; Primates; Hominidae. The transcript is spliced from 4 exons. Gene Ontology annotation, cellular component: membrane. The record is from RefSeq and is a predicted model, not a curated record.